CAAAUUUGCCGAACCUUUUAAAAUGUAUAAACAAAGACAUCUUUUCCUUUUCUCUUCAUCUCCCUUUCUCUUUCGUUACUCUCAAGUUUCAUUCAAUUAAUUACCACAUUAAACCAUGGCUGACGCUGCUAAGAUUGUUAACGUUGUUCUUGCUCUUUUGCUUCCACCUCUCGCUGUCUUCCUCGUUAGAGGUGCCGGUAGGGACUUGUUGAUCAACUGUAUUUGUUGUUGUAAGUAUAAUCGAUUUCCGCCUAGAAUUCGAGGGGUUUUCACGCUCCGUUUCGGCAUGGCUGGACGGACAGGCCUGCUCGAAGCGGAGGCGAAAAACAAAAAAAACACACGACCAGGUUUAACUAACAUUACCAUAGGUUUCAUUUGGUUCCCAGCUAUCUUGCAUGCUUUGUACAUUGUGUUAACAUCGAACUAAGCAGUAUGAUAUUCUAUAACGGUUUGAGCUCUUGAGCCCAUUUUGUCUUUUUU
Molecule: messenger RNA, 480 nt
Organism: Williopsis jadinii
Lineage: Eukaryota; Fungi; Ascomycota; Saccharomycetes; Phaffomycetales; Wickerhamomycetaceae
Exons: 2
Coding region: 116-427 (103 amino acids)
Cellular component (GO): membrane
Source: RefSeq, a predicted model, not a curated record